Messenger RNA from Pieris napi, 3985 nucleotides. Its product is annotated as tyrosine-protein kinase-like otk. The transcript has 18 exons. Gene Ontology annotation, biological process: cell surface receptor protein tyrosine kinase signaling pathway; positive regulation of kinase activity; protein phosphorylation. Gene Ontology annotation, molecular function: ATP binding; transmembrane receptor protein tyrosine kinase activity. Gene Ontology annotation, cellular component: signaling receptor complex. The coding region runs from base 205 to 2253 and encodes 682 amino acids. The record is from RefSeq and is a predicted model, not a curated record. NCBI's taxonomy places the organism in Eukaryota, Metazoa, Arthropoda, Insecta, Lepidoptera, Pieridae.
AGACUUUUCGAAUUCGAACUUCUAAAGCUCACUCAGUCCGCGUCGCUAGCCUGUUUAAGCUGUCCAGUUUAUUCCGGCGUACGUAAUAUUUGUGCUUCAAAAAUGCUUCUUUUAAGCAUUCUUUAACAUAAAAAUGUUUACCUCAGUACUGAAAUUAAUAGUUUGAUCUUUAUUGUGAACGUUUCUAUUUACAUAGGGUGAAAGAUGUGUUUGUAUCAUGGUGUCUUAUUCGUUUUUCUGCUAACAACCGGUAUAUACGAAGGAGUGCAAGCAGAAGAGGCUCUCCACCAUGGGCAUAAACUGCACAGCCACAAACCGAGUCGGAAGCAUCGAGCUGCUACAACUGUUUCAGAUGGCGCACUUCGUUUCGAACCGGCUCCAUAUAAUAAGAAGUUGGAGCUAAACAGUCUUGGAAAGAUUCACUGCAAAGUGGCUGGGGGUGUGGCUCCUACUGUGCAGUGGUUUUUGAAUGAUGAAGAGCCUCUACCCGAAAGCAUCACAUCAUCCAACGGCACGCUUCUCAUCACCGAGGCAAAACGUGAACACGCUGGUCAAUACACCUGUAAAGCCACUGAUGGUGAUAAAUCCAUCGCCGCGAAGAUCACUGUGGAUGUUGUAGUUGCACCUCGAGUAUUAGAGCCCACAGCGGGCCAGCAAGUUCAUGUCAGGAUUGGUGAUGAUGUAUCACUGAACUGCAAGGCCAUUGGUGACCCUCCACCCACCAUUCAUUGGGACAGGAACAGAACUAUUUUGACACCUCAGAACGAUGGUGUUGAUACAGAAGAUGGUGCCAACGCGUCUUUCGCAAGAAUUCUCCUCCUAAACAACGGAACGCUUGAAAUUCACAAUGUAACUGAGCAAGACUCGUACAGAUAUGGAUGUACUGCAGGGAGUGCCGCGGGUUUAUCUAGAGCAGAACUGGAGCUCAUUGUACAUACAGAAAACGACAUGCCCCCACAAGAAUCCAGCGGGGUCGCGGGUAAAGCUGUGCUCGUCUCCAUAUCCGUGGCUGGGGCUUAUAUGCUCCUGGUCCUGGCUCUCAUGGUGUACUGCAGACGACGAAGACUCAAGCGCAGACAGAGAGCGGGAGAAAAAGAGGAAUUAGAGAUGGCGGAGGGUCGAGAGAAAUUAGUUGAAGAGGGAGAAGAAAAGAAAGUGCAGAACGGUGCUCCGUUGCACAAUGGUCGGCUCUUGCAUGAGCGGGAUAGCGGUGCAGAUAAUUCCGAGGUGUCAGUCAUGUCUCGCGCCUCCAAAAAGUCUGGACAUUAUGAACAAUUUUCGAUACCAAAGUCUUUGAUUACGGAACAGAUAACUUUAGGUCGCGGAGAGUUUGGGGAUGUUUAUCUUGCUAAACUGGAUCUAUUGCAAGUGAAGAAGCUAAGGAACAAGGACGAUCCCGACACAGAGCCCAAAGUUCGAGCUGUUAUGAUCAAAGCGCUUAAUACUAAGGAUGAGCAUCAGCUUGCUGAAUUCCGUCGCCAACUAGACCUGUUCAGUCGAGUGCGUCAUGAAAAUAUUUCACGACUCUUCGGUCUGUGCAACGAGUCAGACCCACAUUACAUGGUACUGGAACACACUGAUUGGGGUGACCUAAAAACCUUCCUGAUCGCGACCCGUACCGACGAAGAAAACGAGGAGUACAUAGCUCGCGUGGGAUCGUCCCACGCGUUGCCCAAACCCCAGCACUCGGUCCCACCUCUGGAACAUUUGCACAAAGUGGUUUUGGCCCAGCAGUUGGCUGCUGCCGUCAAUAAGAUGGCCAGUAAGAGGAUGACGCAUCGCGACAUCGCAGCUCGCAACUGCCUGAUAACCUCACAAUUGCAGCUCAAGUUGUCAUUCCCAGCUCUCACUCGAGGACCAAAUUCCCACGAAUACUUUAAAUUGCAUGACCAGGUGAUCCCACUUCGCUGGCUGCCCCAAGAGUCUGUCUUAGAAGGAGAUUAUUCUACAAAGUCCGAUGUGUAUAUGUUUGCUACCACUAUUUGGGAGAUUUAUACAAAAGCUGAGCAACCAUUUGCAAAACUGAACGACAACUCAGUGCUUGAAAGACUCAAGAAUGGAAGUCUUGAAUGGAAUGUUCCGGAUUCGAUGCCCGAGAAAUUGGUGGCUUUAUUGAAACGUUGCUGGACAACAUCGCCAAAAGAUAGGCCGCAAUUCUCCGAGGUGUGCGAAGAUAUAUCUGUUAUAAUACAAGAGAUUACAGCUGAAACUGUCUCCCAACACUCUAAAGACAAAAGUGAACUUAACGAAUAAUUUUUUAUCGUUAAAAUACUCUUGAAUAAGUCUGAUGCUUUAGACUAUGAGAGACAUUGUAUCCACGUAGUACAAACUUUUCGAUAACGUUUUCACGUUUCAGUUUCGUCUCGUAUCGACGAUAGUAGACACGAAUUAUAUUUUAAUGUCGUAUAAGCUUCCGUUUAGUGAGUACAUAUAAAGAUGAAUAUAUGGCUAAAUCUACUACAUACUAGAUGGUCCAUACAGAUAUAGGAAUGUGUUUGCCCCAUUGGGACUUCAAACAUUUCCCUUACUUAGUCUAGAGAGUCAGACUUAGCUAUUAAGAUAAUAUAUCACUUGACAUUUGAAUGUUGUAAUGCAAUAAGAUAUUUUUGCAGCCGUACGGCUUUGAUCUAUCUCGGUUAAAUUUUUAGUAUUAUAGGCAUAAUUUUGUGACAUGAAUUUUUAAUAAUUUUAUAAAAAAAAGUCAUUGUGAUGGAUUUACAUUAGUACAGUACUGGGGCUGGCGAAGUGUAUGUGUACACUUUUAUUGAUAACGCUACAGCGUGCUGGAUGAUUUUAAUGAGUAAUACACGGGAAUUUUAAACUCUUUAAUAUGUCAGUCAAGAUGUAUCUAAAAGUUUAAGAAAUGCAUUUGUAUAAACUUUAUAACUUAUACAACGAGUAUUAUGUAGAUAUUAGGUUGUAAUUUUUGCAUUUAUUGUAGUUUAGAAUUGGUUAUAUUUAUUACUCCUUCACGACUUGCCAGAAUUAAAUAAUUAUUAUUUUGUACACUUUGUACAAUAACCCACUAAGGGGUUUUUCUUGGCGUCCAGUAGGAUGGUUUGCCCCUAGUUCAAAGAAUUAGCAUCAAAAACGAUUUCAAAAACGUUCUAUUAACGUGAUCGUUACGAUAAUCUAACGAAAGUUCACACUAGGCAUCUGAAUGGGGUAAUAAAGUAUGACAAAAUUUAGUUUUAAGAGUAAACCGUCAGCUACGCGAUACUGCCAUUAUGUAUAUAGAGUAGCGGUUAAGACUGAAUAGUUAGGAACAGUUUCAAUACGACUAUUUAUUUAUUUAUAAAAGCUUGACAACGCUUGCACAGAUUCAUUGGUACAAGAAAAAAAAUACAAUUUUUAUGGUGACAAGAAAGAAAAAUAAAUUUCAAAGUAUGAGAGGAGCAACUAUCCUAGGAUAUCCAGACCUAGUUUAUCAGAUCAGAAUCUGGAAGUCGGUGAGUUUUGAAAAGGAUAUAAUAUAUAUAAAUCUGAAUAUGAUAGCUGAAAUAAAAAAAAAUAUCCUCAUAUAAAAAUCCAGAUUUAGCGGUAUGAAAUAUACUUAUUACAUAUACAAUAUUUGGCUCCGCUUAGAGCAACAACAAACACGAGUUUUUAUACAAAUUGUAUGUGAUUUUUGAUUAAAAGUUUUAUUAUAUAAUAAUUAGUCGUAUUGUAACUAGCUUUUAGUGUAUAUUAGUUUAAAUCGUCCAUUGAUUCACGUCCUAUUCGAAACAAAAUUCUAUUUAGAUGUACAGUGGGCAACAUUGACAACUGAAAUUAUUAUUUCUCCUUAUUAUAUAAAUUUUUACAAAAGUUUUUACCAACUGUGCAUAUGUGCCGCGAGAUUUUUUUAAAUGUCCUUUAAAGACGCUUAAACAGAGCAGUGUUGAUCUAGUGGCUUCAGCGUGCGACUUUCAUCGCUGAGUUCGUAGGUUCGAUCCUCGGCUGUGCACCAAUGGACUUUCUUUGUAUGUGCGCAUUUAACGUUCGC